Drosophila kikkawai is the source of this 1869-nucleotide messenger RNA. RefSeq names its product lipase 3-like. The record is from RefSeq and is a predicted model, not a curated record. NCBI's taxonomy places the organism in Eukaryota, Metazoa, Arthropoda, Insecta, Diptera, Drosophilidae.
AUACGGCAAAAAUGUUUCGGAAUUUGAAUUUAAAAUUAACAACAAGCUCACUAGCCAUUGGAAUUUGGCUUUUCUGGGCUGUUAAUCCCGUUUCCAGCGACUUGAAUUGGGUUGACAUAAACGCUUAUAAAGAUGGCAAAGAUACUAUUUAAAACCCUUGGCAUCUAUGAAGCUCCCCCCAAGAGCGAGGCUCAGCGCAAGGUCUUCCAUCGCCUCUGCAGCUUUAUCUUCCAGAACACCUGCACUUUCGUCCUGAUGGAGAUCAUGGGCGUGGACUAUCAGCAGUUCAACACCAGUCUCGUGCCGCUUUUCCGGGGCCAUACCCAAGCAGGAUCUUCCAUCAAGUCCAUGGAGCACUAUGGCCAGCAGAUCCACAGCGGAGGCUUCUUCAAAUUCGAUUACUACAAUAAAUUGGAGAAUUUGCGACGACAUGGCGCCGUGAAACCGCCACAGUACAACGUUUCCAGGGUGGACUGCAAGGUGGCCCUGUACUACGCUAAAAACGAUCGUCUUACCUCGGAUAUUGAUGUGGUGCGACUGCGGAACCAAUUGCCGAAUGUGAUCCUCGAUUACCUGAUACCCGACUGUAACGCCUGAUGCAUGGGCAAUAUAAAGAUACUUCCCUGGCGCCAUCUAGGGAGUAUCAGCGCAGUUCCAAUCUGGGUGCAGAGCGGAGCUAAGGGGGCGAAACUCACCUCUAACAGGGGCAUGUGUCAGCGAUCGGCUGCGACCCGAAGGAGGGUGAGAGCUAGGGAGAGGGAUCCCGCGCGAUUCGAGACGGAGUCCGCUUUCUUUUGGUUUUUGGCAGCUGAGCGAAUAAGUUCGACAUCAAAAAAAUAAAAUUAAUAAAUAAAAGUUCGAAAAGUCACGCGAGUGGAAGCUGAUUUUUUUUCCUACGCGUUGCCGCUGCCCAAAACCAGAAGAAGUUAAAAUAAAAGUCUUAGGAAGGAAAAGUGGUUUCCAGUUUUUAAGAUCCCCAACAAGCUCAGCGCUGAGUCCCCCAGGGGCCCGGCGCUUAAUAAAAGCCCAAUUUUUCCCCACCUUUUCGGCGAAGAAAGUGCGCUCAUUGGAUGGAAAAAAGUAGCGGAGCAUAAACCAACCGCCUAAAACUUAGCUACAGAUCCCAACAACACCGCCAACGCAGCAGCGCGCGAUAAAAGGGAAAGGAGGAGCCCCUCAGCCCCUUGCCCCCGAAUCUUCACCGUUGGUUUCUUUUCGUUGGGUCGGAGCAUAGCCAGCAUAGAAGCAGCAUAGGGAAGCAUAGAAGCAUAGAAAUUUGCAGCAACAACAAAAACUAGCGGGAUGAGCGGCGACUAGCGGCGAUUCUUUCUUAUUGGUUUUUAUCCCGCUCCGCGGUUCUGAAACAGUUACAUCGAAGCAACCGCCAGCGCAACUCAAAAAAAUUUGAUUCCGCGGAGCGCGCCUUCGGAAAUCCGGGGAAGAUUUUCCAAUGCCGCGAUCGGAGUUAUCGCAGCCAAAUUUUAGUGAUUAAAUAAAUUUAGUGGUAGUUAAAUUUUUUUUUUACAUUUUUUUUGUUAAUUACAAUAAAAAAAAAAAGAAAGAUGAAGUAGUGAGCUAGGGAAAAAGUGAUUAAAUGUGGUCGACAAUAAAUUUUCAUGUGUGUUAGGGCGAACCUUUGUCUUCCUGUUUCCCCCCCUUAGUUUCAGCUAGCUCGUCGAAAGCGCUUUCGCCGGUGGAUCUGCAACAAGGGUGAGUGAGUAAGAGUGGAGGAUUCUCCAAGAAGUAAAACGAAAAGCCGUAUUAAGCAUGUCGCCAAACACAUAAGAAAAUAAAGAAUAAACACAGAGAAUUAUACAAUUAAUGAAAUAUCGCAUCGAUCGGCAAGGCAAUCUGCCAAGGUUUUUUUGU